GGUGCCACUGGACUCCUGUUUAAUUUUCCUAAGCUGUUAAAACUCACUGCCCCAGAUAAAAAUAAUAAGCUUAACAUGAGAGUUUAUAGAUGUAAAUUUUGAACUUCUUCCUGAUAAUCCCUCUGGAAGAGAUAUUUCCAGUCAAAUAGUACAGCUUCCCUCCAUUUUAUUGGUCAAUAUUUCUUAUCUCUAGUAAAUAAAUAGCCUAUUAUAUCACAAAGUCCAGUUACAGUCAGAGUGGGUCAAAAGUAUAUGUGCAGAACAAAGAAAAAUGAAUCUGUUACUUGAGUUCCUCUGGCUUUUAGUCACCUUAAUCUAUUCUUAUGUGGAGGCCUUGGUGAAACUUUUCAUUCCUCUCAAGAGAAAAUCUGUCAGUGGUGAAAUUGUGCUUAUCACCGGAGCAGGACACGGCCUUGGAAGACUUACAGCCUACGAAUUUGCCAAACGUCAAAGCAGACUGGUUCUUUGGGAUAUAAACAAGCAUGGUGUUCAGGAAACAGCAGAAGCAUGCAGAAAGCUGGGAGCCACAGCACAGGUGUUCACAGUGGACUGCAGCAAUAGAGAGGAAAUCUAUAACGCUGCAGAGAAGGUGAAAAGAGACAUUGGAGAUGUGAGCAUCUUGGUGAAUAACGCUGGAGUGGUAGCAGCAGCAGAUCUGCUUUCAACGCAGGACAAGCAGAUCCAAAAAACGUUUGAAGUCAACAUUCUUGCUCAUCACUGGACAACAAAAGCCUUCCUGCCAGAGAUGAUGAAAAAUAACCACGGCCAUAUUGUCACAGUUGCAUCAGCUGGUGGGCAUGUAGCAGUUCCCUUCUUGGUUUCUUAUUGUUCAAGCAAGUUUGCGGCUGUUGGGUUUCAUAAAAGCCUUACUCAAGAAUUGUUGGCAUUGGGUAAAGAUGGGAUCAAAACCACAUGCCUUUGUCCUGUUUUUAUAAACACUGGCUUUCUAAAACAACCAAGUUCAAGAUUAUUGCCUAUUUUGGAGACUGACAAAGUUGCGAAUAAACUCAUUGAUGGAAUACUUUGCAACCAGAACAUGAUAUUUGUUCCACCUUUUGUGAAACUCAGUCUACUCCUUGAAAGAAUUGUACCAGAACGUGCCUUGAGAGCUAUGAACAAGUUUGUAAAAAUAAAAUUUGAUGCAGUUGUUGGACACGGUGGGAAAGAAAAUUAAAUCAAUAGAUAAAGAAGGAUGAUAAUUCUGUUGAGUGUGUGAAGAAAUUUCUUAACACCUGGUCUAGCAAAAUAACAUGCAGAAGGAAUCGCAUAACCUUUUUGUCUCAAAAACACAUUGAAAAUGCCAGGAAAGUCCUCCAUUUAAUUUAUACAGACACAUGGUUUCAUGGGGAUAAAUCAAGAUGGAUAGCUGUGUUAGUCUGUCUGUAGCAGUAGAAAAGAGCAAGAGUCCAGUAGCACCUAUAGGACUAACAAACACCAUGGUUUCAUGGGGUUAAUGCAGUCUUAUGUAGCUAUUCCAAUCCAGUCCCAUUGAAAUGUAAAGGAUUUAGAUAGGAAUAACUUUGAGUAAGAUUGUACUGUUCAUCAGAAUGAAAACUUCAAGGAAUUAAAAGCAAAUUAAAAUCA
Eublepharis macularius is the source of this 1584-nucleotide messenger RNA. Its product is annotated as 17-beta-hydroxysteroid dehydrogenase 13-like. The transcript has 7 exons. Gene Ontology annotation, molecular function: oxidoreductase activity, acting on the CH-OH group of donors, NAD or NADP as acceptor. Gene Ontology annotation, cellular component: lipid droplet. The record is from RefSeq and is a predicted model, not a curated record. Lineage: Eukaryota; Metazoa; Chordata; Lepidosauria; Squamata; Eublepharidae. Bases 272 to 1174 code for a protein of 300 amino acids.